GGGUCGAGCAGAUCUGCAUUUGACAUUCGUCUACAUGGAUACGCAAUGGCGUCGCCAUCCCGCCCUCUACGCGCUCGCACGACGCAUUCCCGACGGCACGUUCCGCUGCAUUGAUCAUUCCUUCAUUCGCGCUGUCGAGUGCCCUCCUUCCAGAGCCACGUGCGGUCUUCUAACGCUCUCUAAAGGCUGAGAAAUGGCCAAGAAAUCUGCAGUAGAUGAAUCACCAGCUGCUAAUGUGGACACCACUGCGAUCAAGUCCAAAACGCCGUCCAAAUCGUCAUCGAGCUCUUCGAUCUCCCUCUUAACGCCACUGCUGGUCGUAGCAGCCGCAGUGGGCUGGGGCAAGCUGGCGCAGAGGGAGCUCCAGGCCGAGACCAUGGAGGAACUAGUCUCCAAAGUCUCGGGCCGCCUCAGCACGCAGUUCAACGAGUUCUUGGACCGUUCACCUGUCGCAACGGAAGAGCGGGAGCUUCUGUACAAGUACGACGAUGAGACGUUAAUCGCCAUGGAGGUACGCCACCUCGUGAGCGACUUAAACUGCAGUGACGAUAAGUUCGCAGCUAGCCCGCUAUUCGACGGCAAACUCAUCCCAGUGCAGGGGCCCAUGGGAUUGGAGAAGCCAAUGAGCAAUGACCGCGUGUUCUUCAUGCUCAAUGGACGCAAUGAGGGCAUGUACAUGUCUUGGAACGGAGAUUUUAACUGCAUCGGUAAGGCAGCAGAGCUCGCGGCCGCGUGGCUCGGAGCUGACCGCGACGUCAUGGAGAACGGCGUGCGACUGUACAACCAGAUGGGCUUUGCUAUCCGCAAUGCCGAAGAUCUCGCUGAAGCUAAGAACAUCGUCCACAUCCUACUAGACUUCCAGUUGUGGCAAUGGCCAGGCAUUGAAAAGGGACACCAGUAUGUGCUGGAGGACGGCGUGGUGCUCACGACAGUGGCAAUGAGCCCUAAAGUCUUUGACGUUCAGUACUUCCUGACCCAGAACGAGUCUGAGAAGAUCAUGGAGCUCGGUAUGUCUGGUCUGUCUCGCUCCAAGGUGGACGGCAGCAACUCGUCCAAGGUCACGUCCAAGUCUCGUACGAGUCACACGGCCUUCUUAGAAGACAGUCUAUUCACACGCGACUUCCGUGUACGUGCUGCUCGCGUGGCUCGCCUGCCUAGUCCUACGUUUGCUGAGCGUCUGCAACUGCUGCAAUACAAUGCCGGUGAGUUCUACCGUCAGCACUUCGACACGUUCCACUCGCGUGAUUUCCUGCCUAAAGAUGCGAACGCCUUUUACUAUGAAGAUUACGUGGAGUGGGCGAAGUGGGCAGCAGACAAGAUACGUAGUCUGGACCAAAGCAAACUACCCGAGGAGUUCCGUACGGGUGGGGUGUUGUUCCCCAACUCGGAGGACCAGCAGACGUUUCCUAACGCGCUACUUGAAGUAUUCUACCAGAAAAUGGUGGCCACUAAUAUGUUCAAAGCUUUGUUCGACGAGGAAUACGAACGGUGGAUUCGUAUUAACUUGGACAAGGACGCUGUGGACCUUGUGAAGGAUCUAAUGGACGAGAAGAGGCGACCAUCGUAUCUGCCCCGUAUUGUCCAGGCUUGGGAGGAGAAAUUGGAUCGUGGAGAGUUGCGAUACACGUUCCCGAAGCCACAGGUUAAUGGCCAAUCUCACUACUACAACUGGGUGCGUUGGGCUAAAGAGCGCGUGAGCUACCUCGGAGACGACUGCCCGCCUAUUGCUCGUCCAAGUGGUGACUUGUACCCGCAGUACACGGUGGAGUUCCAGGAGCGCUUAUUGGAGUUUGUGUACGAGGACUACAGUGACGACUUCAUCAUUCCAAUGACUAACCAGGAGUGGUUCAACUGGCUCAAGGAGAACCGUGGCCGCAACCUCGUCUUGUUCCAAGUUUUGAAGACGUUCCCUCACUUCGCUGAGCUGAUCAUUCGAGUGUGGGAAGCUCGUGUGCGAAGCCCAUUGCUGCGGUACAAGCUGCCUAAGUACGUGAAGCACUUCCAUCCGCAGCGAUAUGUGACGCUGUUCAUGUAUCUGAAUAACCAGACGAAGAUCGGUGGGGAAACGGUGUUCCCCUUCGCGUUGGAUCGCUUCUCAGAUGAGGAGAUCGUACGUGACGGCAUGGAUGAAUGCUCAAAGGGUCUGGCAGUUCCACCACGUGGACUACACGCCUCACUGUUCUACACACAGACUCCUGAAGGCGAUAUCGAUCACAUGAGCCGCCACGGUGGCUGUCCUCCCCACGAAGGAGCGAAGUGGGGCUCCAACGCGUUUAUGUGGGAUUCGGACGCCGAUGAAGGCGCUGAGCUCUGGACUACCAAAUAGAACAGCAGAGUCAAGCUUUAUGUGGCUACAAUGACGCCCAACUUAUAAUGGAUAACAAGUAGUGUUUGUAUUGAGAAAAAUGGGCUUUGGUAGAUUUUGGGAUGUACCACAGGACGAGUAAUUCCCAUGUUAGAACAACCAAGAUGUUGAAUUCGGACAAGCCAUGCUAUCAAGUGGUUUAAGCACAUUUCCUGAGAUGCUAUGAUGACUAAGUACUGAACCCUUCGCGAACUUCUUUGUAUGAAAGAAUAAGUCCAGGCAAAUCGCUGUCGUUCAUAAUCUAGUAUGCUUGCUGCCGUAGGCUACCGUGGAUGCUAUCCUAGAAC
Molecule: messenger RNA, 2652 nt
Organism: Phytophthora nicotianae INRA-310
Lineage: Eukaryota; Oomycota; Peronosporomycetes; Peronosporales; Peronosporaceae
Exons: 1
Coding region: 194-2326 (710 amino acids)
Biological process (GO): peptidyl-proline hydroxylation to 4-hydroxy-L-proline
Cellular component (GO): endoplasmic reticulum
Molecular function (GO): procollagen-proline 4-dioxygenase activity
Source: RefSeq, a predicted model, not a curated record